UUUCUCUUCCAGGCUUGCAAGAUUGAUCCUGCGAGGGAAAGGGGUUCGUCAUGGCGGAUGACCUAAAGCGAUUCCUGUAUAAGAAGUUACCAAGUGUUGAAGGACUCCAUGCUAUUGUUGUGUCGGAUAGAGAUGGAGUACCUGUUAUCAAAGUGGCUAAUGAUAAUGCUCCCGAACAUGCUUUGCGACCUGGUUUCCUCUCUACUUUUGCCCUUGCAACAGACCAAGGGAGCAAACUUGGACUUUCAAAGAAUAAAAGCAUCAUCUGUUACUAUAACACCUACCAGGUAGUUCAGUUCAAUCGUUUACCUCUUGUGGUGAGUUUCAUAGCCAGUAGCAAUGCCAACACAGAGGAAGAUCUUUAUUAUUUGGAACAAAGAACACUAAGGAAUAUAACUUUCACUCUGGUCAACUUAGGAGAAGGGCUAAUUGUCAGCCUAGAAAAGGAACUUGCUCCAUUGUUUGAAGAAUUGAUCAAAGUUGUGGAAGUUUCUUAAUCUUAUGAUGGUUUUGAUGUAUACCUUAUCUUGUUAUAAAAACAAGUCUAUCUAGCAAUCUUUAGACAACAGUAAUACUUUUCUCUGUAUGUAUGUAAGAAAGAACCCCUUUUUCCACCUUAUACUAAAGAAUCAGCCUGUAGGUGUAAUUUAUAGACAGAUCAGGUAUUACAUUUACUUUGUAAGGUCUUUUCUUUAGCAAGAUCUGGGGAUAAUAGGGAUAAUCUGAACUGGUUCAGUCUGUCACAGCUCCUGUGGAGUUAGUGCAGUCGCCACAUAUGGAUGGGAUCCUGUUCAGUGGAUCAGAAUCAAAAUGGUGCAUUGGUCCACAUGAGCCAGCGAGUGCUCUCUAUCAUUCAGGACUCCCAGACUGCAAGGGCACAACAGACCCUCUUAUUGUGAAUAAUAACAAGGACAUAUUUUUCUUCUGUUGUGUUUUAUUUGCACUGAGUAUGAGAAGAUAAAAUGGCUUAGUAAAAGUAAUAAAAAUCAGUACAAUCACUAACUUUAUAUAUAUUUACUUUGCAGUGUAGAUAUGUGUCACUAAUGAGUUUUUUCAGAGGGUGCUUCUCUUUAAUGAAAAGGAAAAUUAUAGCUUACUCUUUUCUUCCUACUCUGCUCUCUAUAACCAAUCAGUAUUUUAAUGAUUGUUCUUUAUAGAAUUUAAAUAUGACUUGUUACUGAAUCCUGUUUUCAGUAUGUAUAUAAAUGUGAUAGUUUUAGCCAUUUUUUCAUACAUGGGUAUAAAUAAAAUAGUAUUUUUAAAAAUA
This is a messenger RNA of Dipodomys ordii (Ord's kangaroo rat), 1267 nucleotides long. RefSeq names its product late endosomal/lysosomal adaptor, MAPK and MTOR activator 3 (gene Lamtor3). The transcript has 7 exons. Gene Ontology annotation, biological process: cellular response to amino acid stimulus; positive regulation of TOR signaling. Gene Ontology annotation, cellular component: Ragulator complex. The record is from RefSeq and is a predicted model, not a curated record. The coding region runs from base 51 to 497 and encodes 148 amino acids. Lineage: Eukaryota; Metazoa; Chordata; Mammalia; Rodentia; Heteromyidae.